UUUAAAUAUAUGUUACUCAUAAUACAGUUAAGCAGUGGACAUUGUACCAUGCGCUGUGGCUCAGUCAAUUGUGUAUGUCAAAAUCUUGUUAGGUUCUACCUGGAAAACACUCUGACCACGCCACCUGAUGGCACACACACAACCAGCUUUUAUUCUCUUCUCACAUUACUAACCUAACUCUGUCAUCUAGGUUUCUCACAGGUCUGCCCCUACACACCAUCUGAGCCCUGCAAAUGAUCCAGAAUUGAUCCAGCUGGACAAAUGUUGUUCAACCUCUCCAAGUUCUCCAUCACCCCAUUGCUGCGUUCCCUUCACUGGCUUCCUGUAGCUCCUGCAUCAGAUUUAAACACUGAUGUUCACCUACAAAGCAGCUCCCACUUACCUUAAAGCAAGUCUGCACCAUGCUCCCUCCGAGCCACCCAACAUCUCUCAGGGUAUGAGUAAAAUCUACAUCAACACCCUUCUCUAUCCUGCACCCAGGUGGAGAAACGAACUUCCCCUGGCUGACUGAACAGCUUGAGUUCCCCAACAACACAUCAGUGAUGGAGCAGCGUCUGUUCAUACUCCUGUUUUUCACAGGAUUCACCCCGCUCGUCCUUUCUGUCCCUCGUCAGUACUAUCUGAUCCAGCAGCAGAAAACAUGGAGUGAGGCUCAGGCUUACUGCCGAGCCACACACGAUGACCUGGCUAUCAUAGAAAGUAGUGAUAACAUGGUCCAACUUCAGAAAGAAGCACAGAGACAACAUUUCAGUUCUAGUGCUUGGAUUGGACUGUACAAUGCCGUCAAUAGCUGGCGCUGGUCCAUGGGAAAUGAGACACUGGGAAGUAUGAGACUGUGGUCUUCACCAGAGCCCAACAACUAUGCUGGAAUAGAAUCUUGUGGUCUGAUGUAUUCAACGGGUUGGAAUGAUAUGCCAUGUACAGUGGGAUAUCCCUUUGUGUGCUUUGAUGGCAAUAAAACUGGAAGUCAAAGUUACAUUUACAUCUCUAAUGCACGAUCAUGGCCUGAUGCUCAGCGUUACUGCAGACAGUAUCAUACAGAUCUGGCCAGUGUUAGAAAUUCAACAGAAAACUCAAUUAUACUGGGCCUGAUCUCUGGGGGCACUUGGUUUGGUCUGUUCAGAGACACCUGGAAGUGGACAGACCAAACCACCUUCUCUACCAUUAGCUGGAUGCCUGGAAAUCCUGAUAAUGCCCUGAAGAAUGAAGACUGUGGUUAUUUAAAUAACGGUCAGGUUGUUGAUGCACAGUGCUCAGCUAUAAUGCCUUUCUUCUGUUACUCAGGUGAUUUAAAGUUUUAUUCAGUCUCCUUUUUAUACAACUUUAAACUGAUUUGAAAAUGUUAUUUUAAUUGUGUGUUCAUGUUUGUGUUUGAAUGUGUCUUUGCAUUUCUACAUUUAGCAAUAACGGGAAGAAAACAAAUCUUAAGGAUGAAAGUGCAGUCCGAUCAGGAUGUCAAUGAUCCUGCGCUAAAGGUGUCCAUCUUGGAUCAGGUGGGUCUCAUCCUCCUCAAGACUCCACUUGUAAUGUACAUCGUCUUCCUCAUUACUGCAGUUAGAACCUGAGUCUUCAAGCUCUG
Molecule: messenger RNA, 1579 nt
Organism: Ictalurus furcatus (blue catfish)
Lineage: Eukaryota; Metazoa; Chordata; Actinopteri; Siluriformes; Ictaluridae
Product: C-type mannose receptor 2-like
Exons: 4
Coding region: 543-1337 (264 amino acids)
Source: RefSeq, a predicted model, not a curated record